Molecule: messenger RNA, 2342 nt
Organism: Arabidopsis thaliana (thale cress)
Lineage: Eukaryota; Viridiplantae; Streptophyta; Magnoliopsida; Brassicales; Brassicaceae
Product: micronuclear linker histone polyprotein-like protein
Exons: 1
Coding region: 525-1796 (423 amino acids)
Source: RefSeq, marked reviewed
CUGAUUUUCCUAAUUACUUCAUAAUCCCCACGCUAAUUACCUCUCUCGAUUCUCACAAUCAAAUGCUGAUUCUUCCUAUCAAAUUCCAUAUUUUUAAACUUUGCCCAAAUUUGAGGAUAUGAUGUCAAUAAUCAUGUCAAUAAUUGACAUAAUAAAUAAUAACAAUAAUAAAAUCAGUUAUUUUUAAGAAUGAAAUAAAAAUUGAAACAAAAUUUGUGGGGCAAAUGAAAAGUGGAACAAAAAGAAAAAGAAAACGUAAAGCUAAAGCAAACAACACUCUUGAAGGUUGAAGUCUAUAGCUAAGCUUCACUACACUUUCUCACUCUUUCAAAAAUCCUCUCAUCUAUCAAAAUCCGAGCAAAAAAAAAAGAUAAAGUUUGAAAGAAACCCUAGUUUAAGAUCCGAUCGUCAUCUCCAAUUCUCUGGAUCUUCAAAAAACCCAAACAAACAAAACUAUACAUACAAUCCCAAAUUUCGAAACUUUUUUUUCUUUGCGUUGCUCUGUUUCUUGAUUUUGUUAAGCAAUGAAAGAAAGAGGAAAGAGAACAGCAAUGGAACGAAGAAACGACGACGUUUCGUUAUAUUACAGUACUCCGUCGGAAUUCACUUGCCGGAAACAUCCAUCUGUUUCCUCCGGCGUUGGUAUUUGUCCGUACUGUCUCAACGACAGAUUAGUCAAUCUCGUAUGCUCCGAAUGCGGCGAGCAGCGACUCUCUUCUUGCUCGUGUUCUGAUAUCUCUCCUACUCGAACCGUAGAUGCCGCCGUAGACGCCGCCGUCGGAGAAAACGUUGUCAGGAUCUCUUCUCUCAUCGACGAAGAGAGGGCGAAACAGAGGAAAGAGACGAAACAGAGGAAAACAGAGGAAGUGGUAGUGUUCAAGAGGAGUAGUAGCAGUUGUGUUGAGAUUAAUAAGAGGACGAAGAAUCAUAGAUUCUCGAGAAUCGGUAGGUUUUUCAGGAAGAUUAAUCUUAAAAAAGAGAGAGAUUUUGAGAAGAACAAUAAUAAUGAUUCAUGGGUUUUGGAUUAUAACAAUGAUGUGAAGAAACUAGGAGUUUCGAGAUCGAGAUCGCUUUGUAGCUUUCGAGGAAAAGAUUUGUAUUGUAUCGGAUCAGAAGAAGACGGUUCUUCGUAUUCGGGUGCUUUCUCCGCCGCGAGGAGCUCAAGUGUUAAUGGCGGAUUAGGGUUAUGCGAAACAGAGUAUUCUCGGAAGAGUAACUUCGAAGGAAGGAAGAGCAACUUCAGCGAGACGACGGAGCAUUGGAAGAGUAAUUUCGAAGGAGGAAGGAAGAGUAAUUUCAGUGAGACGACGACGGAGAAUCGGAAGAGUAAUUUCAGUGAAUCGGAGCCGCCGAGAAGAAGCGGUUUCGAGGCUAGGAAGAGUAAUUUCAGUGAAACAGAGUAUCCUACUAGGAGGAGUAAUUUUAGUGAAACAGAGUAUAAUACUCGAAGAGGAAACAAUCCGGCGACGGCGGAGAAUCAUCCACGGAGGAGUAGUAAUUACGAAGCAGCGAGGAAAAGCGAUUCGGCGGCGAUGAAUUUUACGAGAAGGGUAAUGUCGAUGAAAGAGAGUAGCUACUUCACCGGAGGAGAGGAGCCUGGUUUCAUUGAUCUUAAGUUUGAUUCUUCCGGUGGAGGAGGAGGAGAUGUAAACGACGGCGUUUUGGAACACGGAGGAGGAGGAUCUUGUCGGAAAGAUGGAGGAGAGUUGCGUAAGAGUCGAAAGAGUUUCAAAGGAUGGAAGUGGAUAUUUGGACAUCAUCAACAUCAACUUCAUCAUCAUAACAGAGAUUCAUGAUGAAUUUAUGAAUUAUUGAAGGAAAGUGACAAUUUUUAUUGGAUCCAGUAAUGAAACAUGGAGCUGAUUUGUGUGAUCCGAUGUCAAUCUUAGUUUUUUCUUUCAUAUAAUUAUGGUUUAUCAUUUUGUUUUUUGAAUAAAUAUAUAUAUAUAUAUAUAUAUAUAUUUAGCCAAAUUUUGACGAUUUUCGGUUUGUUUCUACUCGGUUUCUUAGAAGUUUUACGAUUUUCGGUUUGUUUUCAUUCGGUUUCUUAGAUCUAUAGUUUUAAACAUAUAGUUUUCAUAGCCAAAAUAAUACCGAUAUAGUAUAGAUUAAUUUGAUAUAGUUAUCGGCUUUCGAUUGGAUUCAAUAAUUUUUCAUUUUUGGCUCGAUUCGAGCUUAGUAUCAGUUCUUUUGUAGAAAAAUAACACUAUUGUUGUAUAUGUAUUAAAGUUUGAUUGAGUUUCACCACUGAAUCUAAUGUUUUAAUCUACUUUCUAAUUUGCUUAAUGAAUUGCUAAUUUAGUUUUGUUCAUAAACUUCUUGUUUCACCAAUUCUUUAUUUG